This is a messenger RNA of Liolophura sinensis, 756 nucleotides long. RefSeq lists its product as uncharacterized. NCBI's taxonomy places the organism in Eukaryota, Metazoa, Mollusca, Polyplacophora, Chitonida, Chitonidae. Gene Ontology annotation, biological process: vesicle fusion; exocytosis. The record is from RefSeq and is a predicted model, not a curated record. The coding region runs from base 1 to 756 and encodes 251 amino acids. The transcript is spliced from 5 exons. Gene Ontology annotation, cellular component: SNARE complex; membrane. Gene Ontology annotation, molecular function: SNAP receptor activity; SNARE binding.
AUGGCGACCACCAAGAUAGUAUACAGCUGCAUUGCCAGAGGAUCAACAAUCCUUUGCAGCUACCAGACUGCGCCGACGCAGUGUAGCACGGAAGCGGAAGCUGCAGUUGUCCUUGACCUUAUGAUCCCUGACCGAAGGCUGAAGAGACAUGGCCGCUGUACAUUCCAUACACCAAAUUAUACUUUCUACUGUGUGGUCAGGAAAGGCAUGGUUUACAUGUGUGCCUCAAAUCCGGAGAGCGAAAAGAGAACGAACUACCUCUUUCUGUCAGAUGAAAAGAAAACUUUCAUGCAGGCGGGUUUAAUGGACAAGGUCUCUGAGGCCACGUCACACUCUUUGGACGCUGUCUUUAGGAACCAGCUGGCUCAACUAACGCUGAAACAUUUCAGUAUCGGCCCAAGCUUGGAAAUACUGCAAUCUGAUCUUCACGAGGUGAAGAUAACAAUCGGUCAGAAUUUCGACAAAUUGAUGGCAAGAGGGGAGAAUUUGGAUUACCUUACAGCGAAGGCAAAGGACUUGGAAUCGGCGGCCGAAUCCUUCAAAGUGACAAGUAAUAACUUAGAGAAACACGGCUGUUGUAGUUUUUACCGCUGGCGUAUUUUAGCUGGAGUUAUCGCAGGCAUUGUGUUAUUUGUCGUGAUAAUGUUUGUUCUCUGGCUCACUGGUGUGAUAAGAGACGGGCCCCUUCCCUGGGAACCUGAACUCCCACCAAUUAUUCCCUUGUUCCCACCCGCACCCCCAUCUGAAAAUAAUUAG